AUGUCCGACUUCAGUAACUGGACAGUUGCUUACGAUUCUCGUGUUAUCACGAGCGGUUGGACAGCAGUUGCAUUUUCUAUAUACGACUGGAUCUUAACCUUCGCUGACGAGGCAAGUCAGACCAUGGUGCCGCCUACUGUGUAUCCUGACACGUGUCAGAUGAACUUUGUUUGGCUACACGGCAAUUGGUCAACCCGAUUCUUGUACGCCUCUGCCAUGAACGCGGGCGGCUCGUGCAUGGCGGCGGUGUGGUCUGCAUACGAUCGCCUGAGGAUCUGGAACGGGUACAAUUAG
Molecule: messenger RNA, 294 nt
Organism: Phanerochaete carnosa HHB-10118-sp
Lineage: Eukaryota; Fungi; Basidiomycota; Agaricomycetes; Polyporales; Phanerochaetaceae
Exons: 4
Coding region: 1-294 (97 amino acids)
Source: RefSeq, a predicted model, not a curated record